Thrips palmi is the source of this 1481-nucleotide messenger RNA. RefSeq names its product deoxyribonuclease-2-alpha (gene DNaseII). Gene Ontology annotation, molecular function: deoxyribonuclease II activity. Gene Ontology annotation, biological process: apoptotic DNA fragmentation. Bases 79 to 1170 code for a protein of 363 amino acids. The transcript has 8 exons. NCBI's taxonomy places the organism in Eukaryota, Metazoa, Arthropoda, Insecta, Thysanoptera, Thripidae. The record is from RefSeq and is a predicted model, not a curated record.
GACCAGCGACCAGCGCAAGCGCGCCACACUGCGCACAACAGGCCGUUCGAGGGGCGGCACCAGACCGGUGUCUGAAUUAUGGGGGCUCCUAUGGGUGUAAGAGUUCUUCUGUGCGCAUGCAUAUUUUUAUGCCCCGGGAUUUUUGGCAGCACACUGCAAUGCCGAGAUGAAAACAACUUACCUGUUGAUUGGUUUGUGGCAAUUAAACUACCUCGCCUCAAAAAUAGUGAAAAUGUGAAUGUGAAGAAUGGUGUGGGCUACAUGUUUAUUUCUUCAACUUCAACAAAUAAAAGCUGGACAUUGUCUUCACUAACUGUUAGUGACCCUAAUUCUAUUAUGGGGAACACAUUGAGGCCCUUGUAUGAUGGCCAGGCUUCAAAAUAUGCUCGAAUAUUGUACAAUGAUGCGCCACCUCACAGUCCAACAUCCAUGACACUAGGCCACACAAAAGGUGUGGCUAUGGGGGAUAGCUCAUCUGGUUUCUGGCUGGUCCAUAGUGUUCCACACUACCCACCAGAGGCCAGUAGCAAUGUUUACUCUUACCCUAGCACUGGAAUGAUGUAUGGCCAGAGCUUCCUCUGCAUCACUUUACUUCCGAAGGAUCUCAACAUAAUUGGUUACCAACUUAUGUAUAACGAGCCAUACAUUUAUGAUGCUGAGGUGCCUCAAACUUUAAGUGGUUCCAUGCCGAAUUUCACGGCAGCUGCUAAGGGAGAACACAUUCCGUCCGCUCCCUGGUUUCAUGCAGAACAAUUUUCUUCAAUUGAUGGUAUACCUUUUACAUCUUUUGCAAAAUCUAAGAAUUUUGGCAAAGAUUUGUAUGCUGACUGGGUGGCUCAGACCCUGAAGACAGACCUCCUUGUAGAAACAUGGAACCAUGGUCCAGGUGCUAAAAUGCAAUCAGAAUGUGGAAAGCCCUACAAGGUUGAAAAUGUGGAAAGCAUGGAUCUUAAAAAUUUCUCAUUUAAUACGGGUGAAGAUCACUCUAAGUGGGCCGUAUCAUCUAAAGAAUACCAGGCAUGGAUCUGCAUUGGUGAUAUCAACAGAAUGGAGCACCAGAAACAACGAGGGGGUGGAACUGUAUGCUUUCAAAGUACACAACUUUUCCAUGCGUUCCAUGAUUCCAUUGAAAAUCUUGAUGUUUGUCCUGCUGGUACGAUGUCCUUAUGAGAUGAGAACAGUCUUUAUCUUUAAUUUGAAUAUUGUUUAUUCCCAUUUCAAGUGAACUGUACACCUAACUAAACAUGAACAUCACAUAAAUAGAAAUUUUACAUAUCUUACACCUUGGCUCUGAGUUUCAGAUAAAUGUUUUUAGAAAAGAACACCGAUUACUGAAAGAGGAGGACUCAGAGUAAUCUGAGAAAUGGAAGUCAUAGUUAAAAGAAAAUCUUGACAAUUGUGACAAUGAAACAUGGUUUGUAGUAGACAAAAGGCCUAAAUCACAGCAAGAGUACUUGAUGUUAAACUACAAAAAAAAAAAA